AUGUGGAGAAGAUUAUUACCAAGGAAACCUAACAAGAGACAAACUGAGCCAUCACCAGGACCGCCUGAAAAAGUGGAGAAGGCAACUGAGGAGCCUCCUUUGAUAGAUCCUGAACCACAGCCUGGACCUUCGCGACUUUCCCCGCCAAUAAGUCGUUCAGGAUCAGCACGAAGAAAAAAUAAGCCAAGAAAAUUAGAAAUAGUAUCUGAUGAGGAUAUUUUGAUGUUAAAACGUAAUAUAACAUUAAGUGAAUUGCUGUUACGAAGUGAACCAUUAUUUGUUGAUACAGAACUUCCUUCAGAAAUUGACAGAGAUCUGCAAGAGAUACUACAGGAACCUUCACAGGAAAGGGAACUAGAACCAUUACAGGAGUGGUUGUCACUUCGAGAGAGGUCACAACAACCACUUGAAGAGAGGUCACAGCAAUCAUACCAAGCGAGGUCACGGCAACCGCUUCAGGAGAGAUCACAGCAAUCACUUCGGGCAAGAUCGCAGCAACCAUUUCGGGCGAGAUCACAGCAAUCAUUUCCGACGAGAGCACGUGGAUCAGCUCAACCUAGAACACGGCGGCCACGUCAACCGAGAUUACGAGGAUCACUUCAGGCUAGAUCACAACAACCAUUUGAGAACUUACAAGAAAAUAUCGAGCAAUAA
Brugia malayi is the source of this 654-nucleotide messenger RNA. RefSeq names its product C hordein, putative. The transcript has 4 exons. Lineage: Eukaryota; Metazoa; Nematoda; Chromadorea; Rhabditida; Onchocercidae. Bases 1 to 654 code for a protein of 217 amino acids. The record is from RefSeq and is a predicted model, not a curated record.